AUGAGUAUAACAAGUGAGGAACUCAACUAUUUGAUUUGGAGAUAUUGUCAAGAGAUGGGGCAUGAGGUGAGUGCAUUGGCAUUGCAGGACGAAACAAGAGUAUUGGAGUUUGAUGAGAGGUAUAAAGAGCACAUUCCUUUAGGUACACUGGUAAAUCUAGUACAAAGAGGGAUCCUGUAUACAGAGAGCGAGUUAAUGGUUGAUAGUAAAGGUGAUAUCAGCUCUUUAGAUGAACAUCACCUUUCUGAAGACUUCAAUUUGGUUCAGGCGUUGCAAGUAGAUAAAGAAAAAUUCCCUGAAAUCUCUUCUGAAGGAAGGUUUGCCUUGGAAACCAACUCCGAGAAUAAUAAACCGGCCGAGGAUGGCACUAGUGCUGCUGAAAGAACAAGCAAUGAGGACGAUACUGCUUCUAUCGGCACUAAUGAUAACUUAGACGGAUUUGUCAAAACACUGAGGGAGAUAGUAAAAUUAGAUAAUAUCGUUUCCUCCACUUGGAAUCCACUGGAUGAAUCUAUACUUGCAUACGGUGAAAAGGAUUCCGUUGCAAAAUUAGCCAAGAUAAAAGAAACUCAUCGAGAAGAAGAAAAACACUGGGAACUCAUAGUAAUAGCAGAAUUGAGACAUCCUUUUGCCCUAAGUGCAAGCAGUGGUAAAACAACAAAUCAAGUUACAUGUCUUGCUUGGUCAUACGACGGUAAUUCAAUCGUAACAGGCGUAGAAAAUGGUGAGUUAAGAUUAUGGAACAAGGCAGGUGCACUUCAGAACGUUUUGAAUUUUCAUAGAGCACCCAUAGUAUCCGUCAAAUGGAACAAAGAUGGAACACAUUUCAUUUCCAUGGACGUAGAAAACGUCACAAUACUCUGGAAUGUUUUAAGCGGGACCGUUAUGCAGCACUUUGAAUUGAGAGAAAACGGCAGUUCUUCUACUAACGCAGACAACAAUAGUGGUGAAGAUUCACUUGGUGUCGAUGUUGAAUGGGUAGAUGAUGACAAAUUUGUCAUUCCUGGUCCCAAAGGUACUAUAUUCGUAUAUCAAAUUACAGAAAAGACACCUAUUGGUAAGCUUAUUGGACAUCAGGGGCCUAUCAGCGUUUUGGAGUUCAAUGACAGCAAUAAGCUCUUACUUAGUGCCUCGGACGAUGGUACUCUAAGAAUAUGGCAUGGUGGUAAUGGCAAUUCCCAGAAUUGCUUCUAUGGACAUUCACAGAGCAUAGUAUCCGCAUCAUGGGUUGGUGAUGACAGGGUAAUAUCAUGUUCGAUGGAUGGCUCCGUUCGCUUAUGGUCGUUGAAGGAAAAUAUGCUAUUGGCUCUAUCGAUCGUGGAUGGUGUCCCCAUUUUUGUUGGAAGAAUAUCACAAGAUGGAGAAAAAUAUGCAGUUGCCUUCAUGGACGGACAAGUAAACGUCUACGAUUUGAAAAAGCUGAACAGCAAGUCACAAAACUUUAUGCAGCAACCAUCGUACAAUGGUAACAGUAAUGGUAUUUCGAUUCCAAUACCCAUUCCUCUCUACGCUAGCUACCAAAGUAGCGAAGACAACGAUUACAUAUUUGACCUGUCAUGGAACCGUGCAGGAGACAAGAUUUCUGUAGCAUACUCGCUUCAAGAGGGUUCAGUUGUAGCCAUAUAA
This is a messenger RNA of Saccharomyces paradoxus, 1626 nucleotides long. It is a transcript of the gene SIF2, whose product is annotated as Sif2p. Lineage: Eukaryota; Fungi; Ascomycota; Saccharomycetes; Saccharomycetales; Saccharomycetaceae. Gene Ontology annotation, biological process: regulation of transcription by RNA polymerase II. The record is from RefSeq and is a predicted model, not a curated record. The transcript has a single exon. Gene Ontology annotation, molecular function: transcription corepressor activity; protein binding. Gene Ontology annotation, cellular component: Set3 complex. The coding region runs from base 1 to 1626 and encodes 541 amino acids.